CUAUUAAUCGCAGAAGCAAGUUAAUUGUACCAUAGGCUGCACGGCGCGUACAAGCGAAAAUGUCCCUACGAUCCUUCAUACUUUUGAGCAUUUUUGCGUUUGUCCUGGCAUUCGCAGAUGAGCCAACCGAACAUCCCAAUGCUACACAUGUCGAGGAACAUGCUCCAGCGGAAGCCGGCCAAAAAGCGGAGACUUCGCCCCCACCUUUAGCUCCUAGAUACAAUGGCGCUGGUGCCGACUCAGGUGAGCCAUCUGGGGGUGAGCCGAUACCCCAUGAUCCAGUGACAGAAGGCGGCGCGUCAUCCUCAAGCCUAAGCAACUUUUUCAUCUUGGUCACCUGUAACUUGCUCGUCACCUUCUUGGUGAAACAUUUUGCUUGAGUGCGUUAUCGACUGUAGAAGUUAGUGUAGCGGAAUUCUUUAAUAAUUAAUAUAUGAUUCUGUUCUAA
Molecule: messenger RNA, 448 nt
Organism: Photinus pyralis (common eastern firefly)
Lineage: Eukaryota; Metazoa; Arthropoda; Insecta; Coleoptera; Lampyridae
Exons: 5
Coding region: 60-380 (106 amino acids)
Source: RefSeq, a predicted model, not a curated record